GAGCACCGAACUCGCAACCCGUAGUGUAAUAUGACCUUAAGGAUAGUUUCUUCAUGUUUAUGAGAAGAGAAAGAAGGUUAUGCGGUAAAAGUUCGUGUGAAGAGCUUUUUCCAAUAAUUUUUUAAAGAAGCAUACUUCGAAAAUAAUAAUCAAGAUGACGAUUGGCAAGAACAACAAGAUGUUGCAACAUAUCAACUAUAGAGUCAGAAUCAUCUUACAGGAUUCUAGAACGUUCAUUGGCACUUUUAAGGCUUUCGACAAGCAUAUGAACCUGAUACUUGGUGACUGUGAGGAAUUUCGCAAGAUCAAGCCAAAGAAUACCAAGCAACCUGAAAGGGAAGAGAAGCGUGUAUUGGGAUUUGUGCUUUUACGCGGCGAGAAUAUAGUGUCAUUGACUGUGGAAGGUCCUCCACCUCCUGAGGAAGGAUUACCUAGAGUACCAAUUCCAGGAGCAGCGCCAGGGCCAGGUAUGGCUCGUGCUGCAGGCAGAGGUAUGCCAGCAAACGUCGCGGGAGUACCGGCUGGACUUCAGGGUCCUGUCAGAGGUGUCGGAGGACCGUCUCAACAGAUCAUGACGCCUGGUAGCCGAGGUCAAGUCUCGGCACCACCUCAAAUACAUCCUGGCGGCCCGCCACGUAUGCCAGUCGGUGGACCGCCUCCAGGCAUGAUGGGACCACCAGCUGGAAUGAUGGGUAUGCCACCUGGAAUGCCACCCAUAGGACGUGGUGGCCCACCAAUGGGACCACCUGGCAUGAGAGGCCCACCUCCUGGAUUGAUGCGUGGUGGUCCUCCUCCUCGUCCAUAUUAAUUAUUAAGAUACUUUAUGAUAAUACAAUUAGAGACAAUAAGAAAUUCUUUGAUAAUAUUGAUAUAUUUACCCUAGUCUUUGCAUAACUUUCUUCAAUAUGUAUCAGUUUUAUUAAAACAUGCAACAAAUGAUAAAGUA
Molecule: messenger RNA, 946 nt
Organism: Cataglyphis hispanica
Lineage: Eukaryota; Metazoa; Arthropoda; Insecta; Hymenoptera; Formicidae
Gene: SmB
Product: small nuclear ribonucleoprotein-associated protein B
Exons: 3
Coding region: 155-808 (217 amino acids)
Biological process (GO): mRNA splicing, via spliceosome
Cellular component (GO): catalytic step 2 spliceosome; U2 snRNP; U4 snRNP
Molecular function (GO): RNA binding
Source: RefSeq, a predicted model, not a curated record